This is a messenger RNA of Drepanopeziza brunnea f. sp. 'multigermtubi' MB_m1, 1902 nucleotides long. NCBI's taxonomy places the organism in Eukaryota, Fungi, Ascomycota, Leotiomycetes, Helotiales, Drepanopezizaceae. The record is from RefSeq and is a predicted model, not a curated record.
AUGUCAUCAACCUACUUAAAGAACACGGCAGACCCCGUUGAGAGGACCUCAUCACCCUAUCCCGAUCCCCGCGAAAUUGGCCCCAAAUCCAAGAUCCUAUCGUCCACCCGCACCUCCAAUUACCACAGCAGCACAAACUCCAGAAACAUGGUUACCGUCAGUACUGUGAACAAGACGGGUCUUCACCCCGGUGGAGUACAGCCUGUCAAGGAACACACCGAACUUGAGAAUGAGCUUCACGACAAGGCGCACAUUGAUUACGACCGAGUAGCUAUUGUCAGUACUCACCCACCCAUAUUGCCAAUGCGUCCAGCAGCAGAACAGCAUAUACUAACUGCUUCGUGGCUACAGGUCCCCAAUCCCAGUGUCGCUGCCCUCUACGAAGAUGCCCUCGUUUACGAAACUGGUUCUGCCAUCACAUCUACUGGUGCCCUUACCGCAUACUCUGGAGCAAAGACUGGGCGGUCACCUCUAGACAAACGAAUUGUGAAGGAGCCUGGCUCUGAGAAUGAGAUCUGGUGGGGACCUGUCAACAAGCCAAUGACGCCUGAAGUCUGGAGAAUCAACAGAGAAAGAGCCGUCGAUUACCUGAAUACCCGGAAUCGUAUUUAUGUCGUCGACGGAUUCGCAGGAUGGGACAAGAAGUACCAAAUCAAAGUUCGAGUUGUGUGCGCGCGUGCCUACCAUGCUCUCUUCAUGAGAAACAUGCUCAUUCGACCCGAUCGCGAAGACCUCGAGCAUUUCCACCCUGACUAUACCAUCUACAACGCCGGGUCCUUCCCUGCCAACAGGUAUACUGAGGGUAUGACCUCUGGAACCUCAGUUGCCAUCAACUUCGCGGAUAAGGAGAUGGUUAUCCUAGGGACCGAGUAUGCCGGAGAGAUGAAGAAGGGAGUUUUCACCGUUCUCUUCUACGAGAUGCCUGUCAAGCACAACGUUCUCACUCUUCACUCCUCCGCCAACGAGGGUAAGAAUGGAGACGUCACAGUCUUCUUUGGUCUCUCGGGUACCGGAAAGACCACUUUGUCUGCGGAUCCUAACCGUGCGUUGAUCGGUGACGAUGAGCACUGCUGGAGUGAUCGUGGUGUCUUUAACAUCGAGGGUGGCUGUUACGCCAAGUGCAUCGGCCUUUCCGCUGAGAAGGAGCCUGAUAUUUUCGGCGCCAUCAAGUUCGGUUCUGUACUUGAGAACGUAGUCUUCAGCCCCGAGACCCGUCUUGUUGAUUACGAGGACUCUACCCUGACCGAGAACACUCGCUGCGCUUACCCUAUCGAGUAUAUUUCGAACGCCAAGAUCCCUUGCUUAUCGGAAAACCACCCUAGCAACAUCAUUCUCCUCACCUGCGAUGCUCGUGGUGUCCUCCCACCCAUCUCGAAGCUCGACUCUGCACAAACCAUGUUCCACUUCAUCUCCGGCUAUACCUCAAAGAUGGCUGGUACAGAAGAUGGUGUUACCGAGCCACAAGCCACUUUUUCAUCUUGCUUCGCGCAGCCUUUCUUGGCCCUGCACCCUAUGCGAUAUGCCAAAAUGCUGGCUGACAAGAUUGAGCAUCACAAGGCCAAUGCUUGGUUGUUGAAUACCGGAUGGGUCGGUGCUGGUGCCACCACUGGCGGAAAGCGCUGCCCUUUGAAAUACACCCGUGCUAUUUUGGAUGCCAUCCACUCUGGUGAGCUUGCCAAGGUCCAAUAUGAGAACUAUGAGACAUUCAACCUCGCUGUCCCCACGAGCUGCACAGGUGUCCCGUCAGAACUUCUCAACCCAAGCAACGCCUGGAGCCAAGGCGCCGAAAGCUUCAAGCAGGAAGUCACGAAGCUCGGUGGUCUUUUUGUCGAGAAUUUCAAGAAGUACUCGAGUGAAGCCACACCCGAAGUCAUUGCAGCUGGUCCAGCAGUAAAGGUCUAG